Molecule: messenger RNA, 2171 nt
Organism: Petromyzon marinus (sea lamprey)
Lineage: Eukaryota; Metazoa; Chordata; Hyperoartia; Petromyzontiformes; Petromyzontidae
Source: RefSeq, a predicted model, not a curated record
UCGCAGCCCGCCACGCGCCUCCUGUGCGGCCACGUGACCGCGUGCUCGCUCAUAUAAGCGCGAAGCCGGAUCGCGGAGGUUUGCUGCGCUCCACUCAUCGCCACCAUCGCCACCACCAUCACCAAGCACGCCAUCACCGCAUCGCCGUCAUCCCACCGCCUUCACCCCGUCUCCAUGUAACCUCCACCCAAGCGCAAGUCGUAGAUUCGCGGACACACACUCACUACACAGCGGCAGCAGCCGUGGGUCGGCUCGUCGUGUCGUCCACCAACGCACGCGCGCGUUGUUGCUACUCUGACGCUCGUCCGUGAUGCACCCCGGCGUGCCUGGGGACGGAGGAGUCGGAGGAAGCAUGGCUCGCUUCGGGAGCAGACGGCCGUGUCACGACCGACUGCGUUUGUGGCUCUGGCUGGCUCUGCUCGCCUGUGUCUCGCCGGCGUUCGCCUUCCCUGCACCAAGCAACAUCGACACCAUCAGCGACAAGGUGAUGACCUGCAUGGUUGAGGCGCUGUCAGGUGCUCUCUCAGAAGCCACACCUCGAGCUCCCAGCGACCGCUGUCUUCGGCUGCUGAGAGAAGAUAAGAGGAUAGCUGGCUUGCUGCAUCACGAGGGCACUCGGCAGGAUGGUAAAGAGGAGGAGGAGAAGAGGAAGGCCUCUUCAGAGGAAGAUUCCAAGCCGCAAGAAGAUGACCAAACCAAACGCAGCGAGCACGGACACGAGGAGAAAACGGCCAUGGAGCAGAGCCUGAAGUCGGUUUCAGGAGGACACCAUCGCAGCAAGGUUGACGACGACGAGGAUAGCGGCACGAAGACAGACAAGGUGAGCGGCGAGGAAGAUGAAUCAUCAAUGAACGGGAAGCAAGGCGAUGAAGCUACAGCUCAUGGCGAGGGUAAACAUGACGACGAUGAUGACGACAACGAUGAUGACGACGACGACGACGAUGAUGUUGACGAUGCUCCUGAUGCUGAUGACGAUGAAGAUGACGACACAAAGCAGGAGUCGGCACCCAAGCGCGGCACCGUCCACGCGGCACCGAGCAGCACGGGCUCGGCCUCGCACGAGGCUGGCAUGGACAUGGAGGAGAGCGCCAUGGACGGCAAGUCCAGCAAACACAGCACAGGGCACGUGGACUCGAGCCACGGCGACGAAGAACACAACCACGACAAAGCAGACAAUGACGACGACGAUGAUAACGAUGAUGAUGAUAACGAUGAUGAUGAUGAAGACAGAGAAGCCAACGCGUCUGAAGGCGUCGAGCCACAGAGGGCGGCGACGUCCGCUGGGCAGCUCCGGCCCCGGCACCGGGAGGCGAGCGAGGCCGUGCGGCAGGCCACGGAGGACGUGGAGCGCCAGCUGAUGAAGAUGAAGCCGCACGACGAGGACGAUGACGCGGCGGAGGACAUCCGUCGCAAGCUCGACCUCGAUAGAGAAGCUGAAGGCGGCGAUGACGACGACGAUGACGACGAUGAUGCCGGAGGCCAGGCGCUGGACAAGCGAAUGGCCGAGAGCCUGAGCGACGAGAGAACCAUGCAGUUCGACUCGGCGGAGCGGAGGCAGCGCGCCGGGAAGAUGAUCGCGAGGGCCGUGGCCAGAUUCCGCUCAGGGCUCCACGUCUCCUCUGAGGCUUCCCAUCGAUCCCCCAAGGAACAGCAUCGCGAUGGCAACCAUGCAGACAACGACGGCGACGACGAUGAUGAUGAUGAUGCUGACGAAGAUGAUGACGAGGAGGAGGGUGAGGCGAAGCAAGGCUCCGAUGGAGAGAAGAUGAGUGGAAGAAGCUCUCGGCAUGAGGACGAUGUCAGCAGUGAAGGAAUUGCAGAGAGGGACGAGCUGGAGGGCAUGCAGAUGGAGCUGGAAAAGAUCGCGCACAAGCUCCUGCAGCUCAAGCGGCGCGGAUGACGGCGCCGCUGGCACGAAGCUCGCUCGGCAGGGAGAUGUUGGCCUCUGCACGAGCACCGGUGACCCCAGGGAUUCAUCUCUCGCCGAAUAUUGUCCAGGGCCCUUCUGGGCACCGCCGCCCGCCCAUCCGCCAUCCGCCACGGUCGCUAUGAGAUGUUAACUCCCUCGCCAGGUGUACAGGUGGUCGUGGGUUCUAUCCCAACCCUGACGCCCGUAUAUUUGGAGUUUGCUUGUCUCUCUCCUCGUGGUCGCGUGGAUUUCCCUCCGGUUU